This is a messenger RNA of Stomoxys calcitrans (stable fly), 1287 nucleotides long. Its product is annotated as odorant receptor 46a. Gene Ontology annotation, biological process: sensory perception of smell; detection of chemical stimulus involved in sensory perception of smell. The record is from RefSeq and is a predicted model, not a curated record. The transcript is spliced from 3 exons. Bases 20 to 1192 code for a protein of 390 amino acids. Gene Ontology annotation, molecular function: olfactory receptor activity; odorant binding. NCBI's taxonomy places the organism in Eukaryota, Metazoa, Arthropoda, Insecta, Diptera, Muscidae. Gene Ontology annotation, cellular component: plasma membrane.
AUUCGCAUAUUCGGUCGAAAUGAAUUCUCGUGAGCAUCGUGAACUCUUGGAGACCUUUUACAAAAAGCAAUCUUGGGUAUUUCGUAUAUUGGCCUUAUGGAAACUACCAGACACUUGUUCGAAACGUUUCACAAUGCUGCAUAAGAUCUACUUUUAUUUCAUACUCAUUUUUUGGGUUUUAUCCUUCGAUGCCAGUUGUCUGAUACAAUUCAUAGCCAACAUCACUGACUUGAAUGAGGUCAUUAAAGUAUUUUUCAUUUUCGCCACCUCAUUGGCGGUGUUUGCUAAAUUCUCAACCAUAAAACUGAAGAAUCAUUUAUAUGCUGAAUUGGUGGAGACCAUUCAUGGUCACAAAUAUCGCCCGGUCAACACCAGAGAGGUGAAAAUAUUUCUUCAAACCCAUCGCCUUUGCCGUAGGGUGCGUAAUUUCUAUUUGGUCAUAUCUUUGUGUGCGCUAAAUGUGGUCAUGCUGACGCAAUACAUUUUUGAUAAUUCCGAAUUGCCCUUGUCGCUAUAUAAUCCGAUUAAUAUCGAUACCAAACUACGUUAUCGUUUGAUGUAUUUGUAUCAGUACAUAGCCGUCUCGAUUUGCUGUUACAUGAACAUUGCCUUUGAUUCGCUUUCGGCAUCGUUUAUGAUACACAUCAAGGGGCAAUUGGAUAUUUUGUGUGAUCGUUUGGAGAAUUUGGGCUUAGACUAUGGCAGCGAUGACCAUGAGAUAACUUGGCAGCUCAAGGAUUGUGUCAGAUAUUAUGCCGAUAUAUUGCAUAUCACAAGGAUUGCCGAGAAUCUCAUCAGUUUUCCUAUAUCCAUACAAAUUGCUUGCUCUGUACUGGUGUUGGUGGCCAACUUCUAUGCCAUGUCUUUUCUUUCUGAUCCUGGAGAUUAUGCAAAUUUUAUGAAAUUCUUAAUCUAUCAACUGUGCAUGCUAUCGCAAAUUUACAUUCUAUGCUAUUUUCCCAGUGAGGUCACGACGAAAAGCCAAGAAGUACCCUAUUAUUUGUAUUGUUCCAAUUGGGUUGAUUGGAAUAGAUUCAAUAGAAAACUAACAUUGCUGAUAAUGACUCGAUUUGAUAUACCAAUACGUAUCAGGUCAAUUAAUCCCACUUAUACAUUUAAUUUGGCUGCUUUUACAUCGAUCGUGAACUCAUCUUACAGCUACUUUGCACUACUCAAAAGGAUUAAUAGUUAAUUACUUAAUAUGGGUUAUUGGAAUCACCAUACACAUCAUUUCUUGGUUAUAUAUAGGCGAACGAAAGAUAUUUUUUUCUGAGAAGCGACGAAUAU